GCAGAUCAGUUUUGGUUUCCAUUGGGUUUGGUCGCGUCGCACCUUGACAAGUGCGCAGCACAAACAUGCACAAGGCGGUGAAAAAUAAAUCCAGGCUAUUGUGUGGCCUCAAAAAUUCCAAGGCAGAUCUUACAACAGCCAAGUUUAUACUUUAUUAUGGACCCAGCGUGGCUGAUAGCGAUAUAUAUGAUCUACACGACUCGAAGAGUCUGUUGGAGGAUGAGCAUUUAGAUUUGAGCAAGAACACUGUACUGUAUUUACAUGGUUAUUUAGAGGAUCCCGAUGUGGAGAGUAUUCAUGUUAUUGCCGAGGCUUAUUUGGAACGUAAUGAUACAAACCUGAUUGUUCUGGAUUGGGGAGAAUUGGCGGAUGGAAAUUAUAUUUUCGAUGCUGUCGUCAAUGCAAAACAAUUGGGCCCGGAAUUAGCCAAGGUUUUGCUUGAAAUGUUCGAUCAUGGCUUGGAUAUUGAGAAAUUCCAUAUUGUUGGUCAUUCAUUGGGUGGUCAGAUGGCUGGCAUUGUUGGACGAGAAAUUUAUAAACGCAGCAAAGGUGCUAAGAAAAUUAAAAGAAUUUCUGGCUUGGAUCCGGCAUUUCCCCUUUUCUACCUCACCGCCGGAUUGUGUAAUCAUUUGAAUAAAAAUGAUGCUGAAUUCGUAGAUGUUAUACACACAGAUGCCUGGCUAUAUGGAGCUCCGAGCAGUACAGGUACGGCGGAUUUCUGGCCUAAUGGUGGCAAGACACUUCAGCCCGGAUGUCCGAAGCGCAACUAUAAAAUGCUAAGCGAUAAUGAUUUGUCUAGCCACAGACGUAGUUGGUGGUUUUGGGCUGAAAGCGUAUCUGAUCGUUUUCCCAUUCGAUUUGAAGCCGUGUCCUCCAAAAGCUGGGAUGACUUCAAGAUGAAAAAAACUAUUGAAACUGGAUCAUCUGUAGUAAUGGGUCAUAAUUGUCCCACAAAUGUGCAUGGCGAUUUUUACUUACAAACCAAUGGCGUAACACCCUUUGCACGUGGCAAAGAGGGUACUAUCUAUGUUGAACCCAAGGAACUGUUAGGCAAUAAUAAUACCUAUGAAAUUACAGCACCGGUGAAGGUGGAGCAAUGAAAUGUUGUUACCGUUUAAACAUUUUAGUGUGUGAAGUAAAUAAAUGUAAAAAUUGUUGCUUGCUUCUGUUAAAUGAA
Messenger RNA from Drosophila innubila, 1177 nucleotides. RefSeq names its product lipase member H-A. Gene Ontology annotation, biological process: lipid metabolic process. NCBI's taxonomy places the organism in Eukaryota, Metazoa, Arthropoda, Insecta, Diptera, Drosophilidae. The transcript is spliced from 6 exons. Bases 66 to 1100 code for a protein of 344 amino acids. The record is from RefSeq and is a predicted model, not a curated record. Gene Ontology annotation, molecular function: lipase activity.